AUGUCAGAUGAGCACAUCGCUCGUCAGACAGCGUCAAGCCUCGAUAGGCUUGAGAAUUUCAACUUCUUACUCUCCCGACACGAUCCUGCCCUGGCAAAGAGUCGACAUUACUCUUUCGACGCAGACGCGGCCGGCUUGGCUCCUUUUCAAAACCUGAGCAUGGAUUACGACCAGACUGAGGGAAUGGGCGGUAUUUCCGUCAGUUCCUACGAUAGCAUUGAGGAUGAACGGAACCCGAUCGAUGUGAGAGGGUAUCCCUAUCAUGCUCCCCACCAAGGGUCUUAUGUCCCCCUUGGAGCUUCCCUCGUGUGA
Messenger RNA from Aspergillus oryzae RIB40, 312 nucleotides. RefSeq lists its product as uncharacterized. The transcript has 2 exons. Bases 1 to 312 code for a protein of 103 amino acids. NCBI's taxonomy places the organism in Eukaryota, Fungi, Ascomycota, Eurotiomycetes, Eurotiales, Aspergillaceae. The record is from RefSeq and is a predicted model, not a curated record.